Molecule: messenger RNA, 513 nt
Organism: Rhizopus microsporus ATCC 52813
Lineage: Eukaryota; Fungi; Mucoromycota; Mucoromycetes; Mucorales; Rhizopodaceae
Product: Dbl homology domain-containing protein
Exons: 4
Coding region: 1-513 (170 amino acids)
Molecular function (GO): guanyl-nucleotide exchange factor activity
Source: RefSeq, a predicted model, not a curated record
AUGUCUGCCAUCAUCACAUCUUCAGAUGGAUCAAAAGAAGAUGUUCGCGCGGCAAUAUCUAUAUGGAAAGAGAGAGUGAGCGAAUUAUCAGCAUCUAAAUACAUGCAACCCAUGAUUCAAGAAGCAUCAAGAUCGAAAUAUUCGCUAGUCAGAUCAUCAGACAUUCCAUUACUAUUUUCACAUUUGCCAGAAUUAUUACAACUAUCAAACAAACUAUUAGCACAAUUCAAUGAAAAACCAAAUGAAAUAGGACAAGUCUUUAAAGACGUAGACUCAGAAUUUGUUGUAUUUUUAAAAUAUGCCAUACAUUAUAAAAGUAAUAUGAAAUCAAUUAGAAAAGCAUGUAACAAUUCAUUAUUUAUAAGAAUCGAUCAAAAAAUUCUUGCUAGUAGAGAUACCAACAGGCUAGGCAUGUCAGAUUAUCUAAUUGCGCCUAUUCAGCGUGUACCAAGAUAUUGCUUACUGAUAAAAGGUACUCUUCUUUUAUUAAGCAACCAUGACAUUAACUUGUAA